This is a messenger RNA of Drosophila persimilis, 2525 nucleotides long. RefSeq lists its product as uncharacterized. The transcript has 4 exons. The coding region runs from base 33 to 1712 and encodes 559 amino acids. The record is from RefSeq and is a predicted model, not a curated record. Gene Ontology annotation, biological process: neurogenesis. NCBI's taxonomy places the organism in Eukaryota, Metazoa, Arthropoda, Insecta, Diptera, Drosophilidae. Gene Ontology annotation, cellular component: cytosol.
UAAUACUGACAAGUUGUCAGUGACAACACUAUAUGGACGGACCUGGUGGCAACGCCGUGUCGAGAAAGUGGCUCAAGAACAAAGAUUGGGUGUUCACUGAGGGCAGGAACACAGAGUUCCGCUGUGGCAAUAAAUACCGCCAGAAGCGCUUCGAUUCCACACUGGAGGAGGCGCUAUACAAGCAGAAGCGCAUCACCAAAUUACCGCUGGUGGGUGGUCCUCUGAUCCGCAAGGCUCUGCACAUUCGGGAGGAGGAUACCGCAUCCGAACAGGAACCACAGCCGGUCGACAGCAACAACAACGAUCCACAGAUACCACAAGUGGGCGACAGCAGUGAGAACAACAACAACAACAAAAACAAAAACAAAACCAACAGCAACGACGCAACAGAGAAGUACAAAAUGGUACUGCCGUUCGGUCUCGGCCCCGACGGGCACCACGUGGACGCCAUUCACAGUGUCCCGGCGCCCAGUGCCCCACCAGCCCACUCGAUGCCCCCGCCAUACGCCAAGGGCCAGACGAACAUCUACACAGGAGUCCCCGUCAUUGUGAAUCCCUACAUCGACUUCAUUGUGGUGAACGGGGACGAUCGGUACAUGAUCCGAUGCGAGCGCAAGUCCGUCGUGGAGCGCAGCGUGGAGCUGGCGAAGCUGAUACACGCCGGACCCAACAGCGGCCGCAAGAGCGACAACCACUACCAGAUCCUCAAUGUGGACAAGAACGACUUUGAGCUGGUCGUCCGCUACAUGGAGAAGCACUUUAUACCUUAUCGCGAUCACAAACACUUGCUGAAGAUCCUGGAACUAUCGGAUCGCUUUAACGUGCCUGAUUUAAUCAUAUACUGCAUUCGGGAGCUUGAUCUCAGAAUUUCCAGUGCCACCGCAUUGGAUAUAUUCAAGGCGCUGUGGUUCUACCAGGGCAUAGCGCUGACCAACCAGCACCAGACAGUGAUCACCACCCAACAGAGUGGCCAACAGCUGGCCCGCAAGCAGGCCUCCAAGGCGAAGGCCGCUGCCAAGCAGCAGGCGGCGGCCAAGGCUGCCCUGGCGGGCGAGAACCCACCCGAGGGGGCCGAUGGGGCGCAGCUCAAUCUCAUACCCAAUCCGAAUCCCUUCACCACCGAGGACUAUGGCGUGGCCCUGCUGCACAACACACUCCAGCUGAUCGACAUGCACGCGGAGCUGAUGCUCUCGAUGCCCGAGAUCUGCGACCUCCGGUUCGAGGAGCUGGAGACCGUGGUCAAGCGCGACACCCUGCAACUCCGCUCGGAGGUCACCCUGUUCGAGUGCCUGGCCUCGUGGAGUCUGGCGGAGUGCGCCCGCAAGAAUAUCUUUGGCACUGCCGAAAACCGACGCACUGUGCUGGGACCCCUCUGCCUGACCCCCAGAUAUCUGCGGAUGAGUGCCUCCGAGUUCCGUCGUUGCUGUGAGCGCAUCGAGCUUCUCCCACCAGUCGAAAUAUCUCUCAUCAGUGAUGCCUUAGAGGGCAAAAAGCUAAGGAACCUCACCGACCAGCAGGCGGAGCUGAUGGAGAAGUUCCGCCAGCCACGUGCCGAAUACGCCCGCAUGCCAGUCCAUCUCAGCGAUCGCAGCAGUCCCAAGAACUACCCCAAGAAGAUGCGCCGCGCGAACGAGGGCCGCUCCACGGAGGAGGGUUGCUGGGAGAAGCUCGGCAUGAAUUGCCUCCGUGUCUUUGUCUGCAUAUUCGACUGAUCCGAACAGUCGGACGACGAGGAGGAUGACGAUGAGGAUGAAGACGACGGGGAGGACGAGGAGCAGGAUGAGGACGAGGACGAGGAUGAGGACGAUCCCACAUAGACUUGUUGCAUUAACGAAUAUUAGCGCUUAUGAACUACAUAUAUACACACAUAUAGAUAGUUAAUGAUUACGUUAGUCUUACAACAGAAGGGAAGGGUGCAGAGCUGGCCAAAAGUGGCAGUGAUUUUAUAGCAGCCGUUUCUAACAAAACUAUAUAGUGUUAUUUAUAUACAUAUGUACAUACUUGCUCGUACCUACAUAUGUAUGUAUGUGUGUGUAUGUGCGAGUGCAUGUAUGUGUAGGGGUCGAUCGAUUCGUUUUUUUGUAUUUACCCGCUAGUCAAAUGAUAACAGAAGAAACUCGUAACCACAAACUUUUAUACAACUUUAUGCAACGUUUUGUAGCUGGACUCAAAUUACGAGUACAAACCAAACAAAUACCAAAAAAAAAACUAAAAAAACAAAAACAAGAAGUAAAUCUAAGACACGCGGAUCUUACAUACAUACAUACAUACAUAUACUAUAUCGCGCGAGUAUCACAGGUCUGUGGAUCAGAAAUAUGUAUGUACAUCAUGAAAAUACAUCAAGCUACAAGUUAAUCAAGCAAACAACAACUAAAACAUAAACAAACAAAAUUAUAGUGCAAAUUGUAUUUCGGCCCGGCCAUAGCAAAAAAUAAUUAUUAAUUGUUUAAUAUACUGUUGUGCAAAAUGUAAAAGAAAUGGAAUUUAUUAUAUACGAAACACACACCAAUACAUAUGUACACACA